This is a messenger RNA of Fragaria vesca subsp. vesca, 1641 nucleotides long. Its product is annotated as putative FBD-associated F-box protein At5g53635-like. Gene Ontology annotation, molecular function: protein binding. The transcript is spliced from 3 exons. The coding region runs from base 1 to 1641 and encodes 546 amino acids. The record is from RefSeq and is a predicted model, not a curated record. Lineage: Eukaryota; Viridiplantae; Streptophyta; Magnoliopsida; Rosales; Rosaceae.
AUGACCCUAUGGCUUCCCAUACCAUGGCAUUGGCAGUGUUUGAUUGAUCCUUUCACAGGUUGGCUAUAUUUCUGGAACCCUGUAACGAACGUCACCCAGUAUGAAAGGCCAUCUCCCCCUCUCUAUCAUCAUCAAUUUUACCUACAGCAAUAUCUGUAUCCAUGGCUUCCUCCUCCUUACCACUGGUCACAACUCAUCCAGUACUCUAACCAGUACCCAGCACCAUCGAUUCCGACUGCGGUUCAAGCUCCACACUGGAUUACCAUUCCGUUCAGCUACCCACGACAUCAAUCCUUCAUUCAGGAAGGUGAAGAUAGGAUUAGUGAAUUGCCGGAUGACCUUAUCUGUCACAUACUUUCUUUUCUUCCAACAUUAUCUGCCGUAAGGACCACUCUUUUGUCUAAAAGAUGGAACGAGAUGUGGACUUUUGUUCGCCAUCUAGACUUCGACAUAUAUAGAGACAAGUUCCGUUAUGAAUCCCAUUUUACGAGUUUUGUACAAUCUAUAUUACUACGUAGGUCAUCAUUAGACAUUGAAAAAAUUCGUUUUAGAUAUGCCAAUUCCCCUGAUGAAUCUUCUUAUUUGAAUGAUCUGGUUUCUGCUGCCGUCUCGUGCAAUGUUAUUGAACUUGAUCUUCAAAUUCAUGGACCUUGUUGGUAUGUUGUUGAUCUACCUCGUAGCAUUUUCAGGUGCAAAACCCUCAAGGUUUUGAAACUGUGUAUAGAUCAAGAUAUAGAUAUUCCUGAACCUCCUACAUCAGGGUGUUUCCCAAGUCUCAAAAUCUUCCAUCUCACAGUCGUAGAUCCUCAUGAGACACUGGGAAGACUUCUUUCUUACAUCCCUGUGCUCGAAGAUUUGAGCAUACACGUAGAGGUCAAGUACUCUCACAUUUUCUAUGACAAUAUCAAUGUCAAAGUUUCUGCACCAGAACUGAAGACGUUGAAAUUAAGUAUGGAAUGGGAGGACUACUUCGAUUAUGAUGAAAUUACAAAACAGUACCAUUUUUGUGUAGAUGCCCCAAAGCUCGAAAACCUUGAAGUUAUACAGAUUCCUUUGUCAAAUUAUAUUUUAGAGAACCCAAAAUCCGUAGUCAAUGCAAGUAUUGCUUUCGAAUUCCUUGCUGAAGAAGAAUGGCCUCCCUUCCCAGACCAUGCGUAUCAGAUUCUGGCUGCAAUAUCCAAUGUUAAAAUGCCUCUCUCUUUCAGAUCAACCUUUCGAGGUAAUCAAGCUUCUAAGAUCCCUAUUUUUGGUAGUUUGAACCAACUGAGGCUGGUUCUCUGUAAUCAUAAUAGCAGCUGGGAGUUCCUAACAGAGCUUCUCCAAAAAACACCCAAUCUGGAAGAUCUAGAUCUUGUGUUGGAAAAUGUAUGGGAAGAUGAAGAUUAUCCAGAACUUCAAUGGAAUCCACUUCAGCUUGUGCCUGACUGUUUGUCAUCAAACCUCAAGACUAUCUCCAUAAGAGGAUUCAAGGGUCGACAAGUUGAAACGAAAUUAGCAAAAUACAUGUUACUAAAUGGUUGUCAUUUGAAUAAGAUGACGAUUUAUACAUCUAUCUCAGAGAAGGAAGAGACAUGCAAAGAGUUUUUGACUUUUAAGAGGGCAAUGACUUGUCAAUUGGAAUUUAAAGAGAUGCGAUUAUAG